Molecule: messenger RNA, 3682 nt
Organism: Euleptes europaea (tarantolino)
Lineage: Eukaryota; Metazoa; Chordata; Lepidosauria; Squamata; Sphaerodactylidae
Gene: TIMELESS
Product: timeless circadian regulator
Exons: 30
Coding region: 92-3682 (1196 amino acids)
Biological process (GO): DNA replication checkpoint signaling; replication fork arrest; DNA repair
Cellular component (GO): replication fork protection complex
Molecular function (GO): DNA binding
Source: RefSeq, a predicted model, not a curated record
GUGCAUGAAGUCCACUGGAGCCAGGAGGACUUGCUGGUAAAAUAAACCAUGCAGGAGUACUGUUCCCCUCUUUUUAUCUAGACUGAGAUUUAUGGACUUGUACAUGAUGAAUUGUGAACUUUUGGCCACGUGCAGCGCCCUUGGCUUCUUGGAGGGGGACACGUACCACAAAGAGCCGGAUUGCUUAGAGAGUGUGAAAGACUUGAUCCGCUACCUGCGACAUGAGGAUGAAACUCGGGAUAUCCGGCAGCAGCUGGGGGCAGCUCAGAUUCUCCAGAAUGACCUGGUGCCAAUCAUUAUCCAGUAUCCUGAAGAUAAACAACUCUUUGAUGCCAUUAUAAGGCUGAUGGUGAAUCUGACUCAGCCAGCUCUAGUUUGCUUUGGCAAACUCCCUCAAGAUGCCAGCUUCCGCCAUCACUUCUUGCAAAUAAUCUCUUAUCUGCAGGCCUACAAAGAAGCAUUUGCUAGUGAGAAGGUCUUCGGGGUGCUAAGUGAGAAGCUGUAUGACCUGCUGCAGCUGGACUGGGAACAGCGUCAAGAAGAGGAUAACCUGUUAAUUGAGCGCAUCCUGCUUUUGGUGCGCAAUGUGCUGCAUGUCCCUGCUGACCAUGAUGAAGAGAAGAACAUUGAUGAUGAUGCCAACAUCCAUGACCGUGUGCUGUGGGCCAUUCACAUAAGUGGCAUGGAUGACCUGCUCAAAUUCUUGGCCAGCUCCCAGAGUGACCAGCAGUGGAGCCUGCAUGUGCUGGAAAUCAUCUCCCUUAUGUUCCGGGACCAGAACCCUGAGCAGCUGGCAGCUACAGGGCAGACCCGCUCAGCCAAGGAGCAUGGGGCAGACAUGGCAGAACUGGAGCUCCUGAGACAGAAGGAAUUGGCUGAGAGGAAGGGCCGUAUACUUCAACGAAGCAGCAGGCACUCUCAUUUUGGUGGCUGCUACAUUAUCCAGGGCUUGAAGUCCAUUGGAGACAGAGAUGUUGUCUUGCACAAGGGGCUACACAAUAUGAAGAACUAUACCCAUGAUCUGGGGAAGGAGGUGCGGCGAGUGCCAAAGAGACAACAGCGAGCCCAUGAUGAUGCGGGUGCCCCUCGCCGGUCAGCCCUCAGUGUACGUGUCUUCCUCAAAGAGUUCUGCAUUGACUUCUUGGAGAACUGCUACAACCGCCUCAUGUAUCUGGUCAAGGAUCACCUAAUCAGAGAGAAGGGCCAGCAGCACGAUGAGACCUACUACCUGUGGGCCAUGGCUUUUUUCAUGGCCUUCAACCGGGCCUCCUCUUUUCACCCUCAGCUGGUUUCAGAGACUGUUGCCAUACGAACCUUCCACUUCAUCGAGCAGAGUCUGACCAACUACUAUGAAAUGAUGCUUAUUGAUAAGAAGGAGGCUACAUCUUGGUCUAGAAGGAUGCAUCUGGCUCUGAAGGCCUACCAAGAGUUGUUGAUGACCGUGCAUGAAAUGGACCAUUCCCAAGAAGAAGCUGUUCGCAACAGCAGCCAUAUCCUACAGAAUAACAUUUUCUACCAGAUGGAAUAUCGCGAGCUUUUCCUCACCCUCUUCCGUAAGUUUGAUGAGAGAAAGCAGCCCAGGUCAUUCCUCAAAGACCUAGUGGAGACCACUCACCUUUUCUUGAAGAUGCUGGAGAGAUUUUGCAAAGGGAGGAACAAUGUAAUGGUGCAGAGCAAGAAGAUCAAGCAGAGAAAAAAGCCCCAGUCUUGCCCUGCCACCUCAAACAUGCAGCCCAAAAUUCCUGAGGAGCUGGAUGAAAUGUGGCCAAAGCUGGUUGAGCAUCUCAGUAAAUUCACACAGGGUUCUGAGUCUCUUCCAGAGGACGUGGUCCCCUUUGAUGCAGCAUCAGAAGUUCCACUGGAGGAACAGAGAGCUGAUGCCAUGGUACGGAUCCAGGACAGCCUGCUGGCUGGCCGAGCACCCGAAGCACUGUCCCUCUUGCAUUCAGCUAGGGAGGUGUGGCCUGAAGGGGAUGUUUUUGGAUCUCCAAGCCUUGCUCCAGAUGAAGAGGUUGAGCUGUUGAAACAUAUCUUUUUUGCCAGCCUCCCUCGGCAAGCGGCACCAGAGACAUAUGAACCUGAAGAGGCAGCUGAGGAAGAAGAGAUUACUGAGGAAGAGCUGGCAUCUGUACGAGUAUCAGAGAAGGAGUUCAGCUUUCUGGACUAUGUGAAACGGUUUGCUAGCGCUAAUGUGGUCAAAGUUUACACCCUUCUCUUCAAGAACUACCAGCAAAAUAGCACCCACACCAACCACUGUGUGGUGAAGAUGCUUCACCGCAUUGCCUAUGACCUCAAGAUGGAGGCUCUGCUGUUCCAACUUUCCAUCUUCUGCCUCUUUAACCAGCUCUUUAGUGAUCCUGCCUCUGGGGCUUACAAGGAGCUGGUAACCUUUGCCAAAUACAUUGUGGGCAAAUUCUGUGCACUGGCAUACACCAACAAGAAGGCUUAUGUGGAACUGUUGUUCUGGAAAAGUGCGGCCGUGGUACGGGAGAUGACUGUGGGCUAUUGCAUUUUGCAGGAAGAAGAAAGCUCAAACUCUCGCAAGGCAUGCCAGUGGACUGAGGCCGAAGAGGAGGAACUUCGGGAACUCUACUACAAGUACAAGGAAGUGGAAGGAGAAGAUGUCCUUAACAGUAUCCUGGCACACCUGAGGACCAACAACCGGACUCGAAGACAGGUUGCCAAGCAGCUGGUGCGCUUGGGGUUAGCAAGCAGCAUGCGAGACUUUCCACAUGAGCGAAGGAGGACCCGCAUCGUCCUGUGGACGCAGGAUCAAGAGGAAGAGCUGCAGCGGCUCUUCGAGGAAUUCCAGAGCACAGAUGAUAUCCUAGGCAAUGUGAUGAGGCAUAUCACAGCGAAGCGCUCCAAAGCGCGCAUUAUUGAGAAGCUUCUCAACAUGGGGCUGGUAUCUGAUCGUAAGGAGCUUUACAAGAAACACAAGCGCAAGCCUCGCAGCCUUGGUGCGAACAAAAAUGUAUUCCCCAAGGACUUUGAGGUGCCUGACCUAGAUGAGGUUAAUGAUGAGGAUGAGGAAGAGGAUGAUUUGGACAGUGAGGAUGAAGUGGAGUCAGCCUGGGAGGAUGGUGGCAGUGACUUGUGUAACAGACCCCUGGAUGGGUGGACUAACAAAAAGGGGGCUGCUGCCUCUGACAGGGACUACCAAGAGCUCAUACGAAGUUUGCAGCAAGAAGGCCUGUCUGGUCCUCUGCUGUGGCUCCAGAGCUGUCUAUACCGCACAGCUGGUGACAGAGAAGAGGAUGGCUGUGCCCAACCUGUGCCUUUGGUGCCACUUUCUGAAGAGAACGAGGAUGCUAUGGAGCACAAAGGCUUCCAGAAGCUGUUACGGCAUGUGGGGAUACGAGCCCCAGCCAAUGAGCAGGAAUCUUUCUGGCGCAUCCCAGCCAAACUCAGCCCAGAACAGCUGCGGCAACUGGCUGUUUCCAUUGGCCUGCAAGGAAUGGCAGAUGAGACUAAAGAACAUCCACCUGAAGUUCUUGAGACAGAGGAACCAAGGCGCCUGAUACCAGAAAUGGAGGAGUCCAUCCAGCUCCCACUGGGACCCAAGAGGACCCAUUUGAUCAGCAGUAAUGAGCAUGAGAGUGACAGCCAAGGCUCCAGUGAGGAGGAUGGGCCACGUCCUGCUGGCAAGAGGAAAUGCCUGCGGAUUGAGGAGGAAGACUGA